Messenger RNA from Clonostachys byssicola, 326 nucleotides. The record is from the annotation of a GenBank genome assembly. Lineage: Eukaryota; Fungi; Ascomycota; Sordariomycetes; Hypocreales; Bionectriaceae.
AUGAAAGGCUCGCACCACUUGGAGCCGUGUGGUCCUGGCUUGUCUGCGCCUUCGCUGAUACCAGCACAGAGGAAGAGGUAGUCAGUCUUGUUGGAGCCGAGCUGCGUGAGGGAUUCGGCAGCGAACGACUUGACGGUCUUGAGAUCGUUCAGCUCGAGCGGCAGGAUGCUGAGCGAGUGCAGGGCGCGAUCGUAUUUGAGCGCGUCAAAGGCAUCUUGAGUGCGCUUGAGGUUACGGGCACCAACAAUGACCUUGUACGGCUGGGACUGCUCAAGAAGCUGCUUGAUCACCUCAAAGCCCUAGACAGGGAGUUAGCGGGGUGUUGA